AUGAAUUAAAAUUUUACAAAGAUCUGCACAGAAAAUCUAGAAGAUCAAAUAGUUAGAUUUUAAUUCAAAAUAUCUUCUAAUUUACAUGCUACUCAACUUAGUUACUAUAAACAUCCUGAAAAUAAAUUUAUGUUAUUAGUCGCUCUAAUAAUAAUAGGAAAGGAAGCUGUCAGAUAAGCUUAGACAAGAAAAGAAGUGAUUAUUAUUAUUAUUAUUAUUAUUAUUAUUAUUAUAAAUAAAUCAAUUCAUUCCUUUUAAGUUUUCUUUUUGCCCCUUUUUUUCAAGAACACACCAUAAGUUUUAAUUAUUUCUCUUAUUUUGUUCGAAAUAUAAUUCAUUUCAUUAUUUUGUUUUUUGCAGUAUUUUUAUUGA
Paramecium sonneborni is the source of this 372-nucleotide messenger RNA. NCBI's taxonomy places the organism in Eukaryota, Ciliophora, Oligohymenophorea, Peniculida, Parameciidae. The record is from the annotation of a GenBank genome assembly.